Drosophila miranda is the source of this 622-nucleotide messenger RNA. RefSeq lists its product as uncharacterized. The coding region runs from base 149 to 487 and encodes 112 amino acids. Gene Ontology annotation, cellular component: cytosol. Lineage: Eukaryota; Metazoa; Arthropoda; Insecta; Diptera; Drosophilidae. The transcript is spliced from 2 exons. The record is from RefSeq and is a predicted model, not a curated record.
UGCAAAGCGACAACGAGCGCAGCCGUCUCCCAGGGCCCUAAUCCGCAGAGCACAGAGCUUGCUUCAAUUGCUGGCUCAGCACUUAAAUUAGUCGAGCAACCACACUCAACGGGUUCACUUGACAGCCCCCGUCCCAGUGCCAGUCAGCAUGAAGAGCGACGAGAUCAUUGAUAAAAUACGCAACAAGCUGAAGGAGUCGGACCCUGGCCGCCGCACUGUGGUCAACACGUUUCAGUUCAACUUCACCGAUGCCGACGGCAAGCUAAUCAAGAGCAUGGUCUUUGAUUUCAAAGCAUUGAACAUCUACGAGGGCAGUGCAGCCAGUGCCGAUGGACAGGUUACUAUAUCCGAUGAGGAUUUCUAUCUGGUCGGCACCAAACAGAAGACUUUCCAGGAGAUUUUACAGCAGGACAAGGCAAAAAUCGAGGGCGAUGAAGAGGCAAUCAAGAAAAUGUUGGAGAAAUUUCGUAUAAAUUCCCAGAACUGAAGUAUAUCUGAUAAACGUACACCUACAAUCACAUAUAUGUAGAUAUAUAAAUGCGUUUUUGUAUUCAUUUAAAAAUAAUCGUAGCACUGUUCCGGCCGCCAAGGAUUGUAACAAAAUAAAUUACUGCAAAAUAAA